AACAAAACUAAAGACAGGAAUGUAUAAAAUUUGGAAAAUAUUUAUGUUAUCGUUGACGAAAGUAUGAUAAUGUGUCUGAGAUUCGAGCAUUUUAUAAAAACUGAGAGCAAAAUUAAUAUUUAAUUCUAUGUGCAAACACAAUACUUACAAAAUCCUAAAUCGCCGCUCGAGCGUUAAUAGUGAGCAACAGUGCAACACAGCUCUCUUGUCUAGCGAGCAGGUUUGAUGACAUUUCAUCUAUUGAUGGUUACUGCUGAAAGAUAGUCACCAUGGAUGCUGUGAUAAAAAAUAAAAUGAGUAGCGUAUAUAUCAGUUGGAAGUGACACUCUAUCGGUGGUCAGUUGAAUAUUUGUGAGCCUGAAGUGUAUGUUUUGUAGUAUCUAAAUGCAAUGGCAAUCAAAACAAUGAUCAAAUGGCCAAAAAAGAUUUCCAGAUCAUUAGUAGAGCAGCUUAUUCGAGCUGAAAAAGAUCCACAAAAAGCUCUUGUCAUAUUUGAUGCAGCUGCAGCCGAGUAUGCUAAUGGUUACAAACAUGAUCACAACACCUUUGGUCUCAUGAUCUCAAGAUUACUUUCUGCAAACCAAUUUAGGCCAGCAGAGGAUCUUCUAAACAGAAUGAAGGAUGAGAAGUGUAAAAUUACUGAGGACACUUUCCUCUCUAUUUGUAGAGCUUACGGGCGGGUUCACAAGCCUGGUGAAGUAAUCAGGAUAUUUCAAAAGAUGAAAGAAUACGACUGUGAGGUCACUCCAAAAUCUUAUGUUACUGUUUUUUCGAUCCUUGUUGAUGAAAACCAGUUAAAAGUGGCUUUGAAGUUUUACAAAUAUAUGAGACAAAUGGGUAUUCCACCAAGUGUUGUCUCUCUCAAUGUUUUGAUUAAAGCGUUAUGCAAGAAUAGUGGAACGAUGGAUGCAGCUCUACAAAUUUUCCAUGAGAUGCCCAGUCAUGGGUGUUCUCCGGAUUCUUACACAUACGGUACAUUGAUUAAUGGGUUCUGUAGGUUGAAGAGGAUUAGUGAAGCCAAAGAGCUUUUCGCAGAGAUGGGUAUAAAAGGUUGCUUACCCAGUGUUGUUACAUACACAAGUUUGAUACAUGGAUUAUGCCUUUCAAAUGAUUUAGAUGAAGCCAUGGAUUUAUUUGAAGAGAUGAAAGAAAAAGGUAUUGUUGCCAAUCUGUAUACAUACAGUUCUCUUAUGGAUGGGCUCUGCAAGGGUGGGCGUUGUUCUCAAGCCAUGGAAUUAUUAGACAUCAUGACCACUGAGCAUCUUCAGCCAAAUACGGUGACUUACAGUAGCUUAAUUAAUGGGCUCUGUAAAGAAGAAAGGAUUAGCGAAGCUGUGGAGUUGUUUGAUAGGAUGAAGUUGAGGGGUUUAAACCCUGAUGCAGUCUUAUAUGGGAAAAUUAUCACUGGUUUUUGUGAUGCCCAAAAGUUUCAUGAAGCUGCAAAUUUCCUUGAUGAGAUGGUAUUUGGACGUAUCUCACCAAAUAGAUUGACUUGGAGCCUUCAUGUUAGAAUCAAUAAUACAGUUGUCCGAGGACUUUGCAAGACCGAAGCUAACCGAGCUUUUCAGUUGUAUCUUAGCAUGCGAACCCGGGGAAUAUCUGUUGAGGCUGAGACUUUUGAUUUACUUCUUAAUUGCUUUUGUAAGAAAGGAGAUCUACACAAAGCUGCUCGUAUUGUGGAAGAAAUGGUGCUUGAUGGAUGUAUUCCUAGUGAGACAACUUGGAGCACCAUUUUGAGAGGAUUUUCGGACAGAAAGAAAGUGUGGGAAACUGCUGAGUUGGAACUGGUUGAGUUGGUUGACAAAUUUACCGAGUCUCAUUAGCUGAAGUAUAAGAAUUUUAAAAUAAGGUUUCCUGUUUCAUUUAAGACCCUUCAAGGAGUGCCAUGUCUUUUGGGUGUCACUGUACAUGUGUUGUGUAUUUUGCUUUUCAAACUUUUCCUUCACUUGCCUGCCAAGUAGGGCUGCUCAUGGGUUGUCCAACCCGCUCAAACCAACCCAACCCAACCUUGAACUAGGCCGACUAACCCGACCCAUUCCAAACCGUGGGUUAAUCGGGUUGAUUUUUGGUUGAGCCGUUUAUAAUGGGUUGGGUCGAAAUAUGACUUUUAAAAACCUUAAACCAACCCAACCCGGUCAAAAUAUAUCUUUAACACUCUGAUACUCCCUCCGUUUCUUUAUUCUUUUCUCAUUUGAUAUGUCGGGACUGUUCAUAACAUGAGACUAAUUACUAAUUUACAUUUAAUGUAUAAGACUAAAUAUAGUCGUGAGUGAUCUUGUUGGAUUCGUAUUCACGAGUACUUUAAUACAAUGAAGUUUUUAUAUUUAAUACUCAUACAAAAUUAAUGAUAUUAAGAAUCAAAAGUGUGUAUUGGCAAACAUGCUAGAGAGAAACAGAAAAAGUAAUAAGAGACAGAGGGAGUAGAAUAUUUUUGGUUGCUCACGGAACUAUAUUUACUUAUUUGAUGAUAGAAUGUGCAGUGAGUGUAGUGCAGUGUGCAGAAACAAUUAGAAAUAAAGCUUUAUAGUUCAAAUCAAACGACUCACAUUGCUAGUUCUUAUGAUUAUAUAUCAUGGCGGAAACAUGAUUUUUAAUAGUUAGUAGUGUAUUAAGAUUCAGUUGUCCACCUUAGUAUGAAGAGAAUAUCUGCACUCUAAAAGCACCUGAUAUUUUGUAUCCGUGCAAUGUCCUAUGUUAUUGCUAAUUGUAUACAACAAAAUGGUGCAAAACAUAUUUUGGAUUAUGCUUAUCUUGCAAAUUUUUCAACCCGAUCAACCCUACCCUAACCAACCCAACCCGUCAUACAAUUAGUAGGGUUGGGUUUCUAAUUCUUUUUAUGAUUAAUGGGUUAAAUUUUUCUAACCCGUACUAAAUGGGUUGGGUUGCUUGAAUGGCCGAAACCGACCCAACCCAGCCCAUGUGCAGCCCUACUGCCAAGUGUUUUAAUCACAUAAUUCGUGCAACCAUUUAUAUUUUUUGAUAGAACUUAGCCUGACCCUCAUUUUAAUACCUCCGUGCCUCUGUACUUUAUACACUGUAAAAAGUGAUUUACAAAGCACGAAUUACCAUAUUUUAUGAUUUUGAAUUUUUGAUAAUGCUAAUCUUGCAGCAGAAGAUCUUAGUACUGCUUUCUUAAUUGACUAAAGUAAGGAAAAAGCCCAAAUACCAAAGCUCUGCUUCGCAGUUAGUUACAAGAUUGGAGUUGGAGAUAAGGAAAAGCUUUAACCAGAGAUGCUAUGCCGCCCCAGCUGAUAGUGUUGGAUAGAAGCAGUUCACCAUCUUUUGAUCAAACAGUGCAAAAGCUGCAAAAAUCAGAAUUAUCAGAAGGCAUGCAUGAAAUUGAUGAUUUCAGAGAUAUUUAGCUGCUAGCUCAGGUGGUAGAGUUAUGGACCCAUCGAAGACCCGGAGACCGUAUAUUGUUGCAAAAUUAUAACAAGGGGAAAAUCAAAUUACAAGUCCCUAAACUAUUGACGUUUUAUUUUCAAGGUCCCUGAACUAAAGAUUCUGUAUUUCAGGUCACUUAACUUUUCCGUUUUCUGAUCUAAGUCCUUCCGUCAAAAAGAUUCUAACGGUGUUAACUAGGGUUCUUGAGAUUCAUACAAAUCAAAACAAUUUUGAAGGUGUUAGUGAUAUCCAAAUUCAAAGUUCAAGUAGUCGAAUUGAAGCUUGAGUCGCUAGCGACACUCAUGUGACACCAAUUUUCACAAACUAUGUUCAAUUCAAAAUUUUAUAAAUUUAGGUCUCUAAAUUCGAUAAAGAACCCUAAAUUUAUGGUCCAAUUUGGGUUUUUUUAAAUUAAAUCUAAUUUGUGAAAAUUGUUGACAUAUGAGUGUAGCUAGUAAUUCAAGCUUCAAUUUGACUACUUGAACUUUGAGUUUGAAUAUCACUAACACCUUCAAAAUUGCUUUGAUCCGUAUGAAACUUAAGAACCCUACUUAACACUGUUAGAAUCUUUUUGACGGAAGGACUUAGAUCAGAAAACGAAAAAGUUAAGUGACCUCAAAUAUGGAAUCUUUAGUUCAGGGACCUAGACAAUAAAACGUCAAUAGUUCAUGGACCUAUAAUUUAAUUUGCCCUUAUAACAAGUGUUACCCGUUUGAUCCCUAAAGCUAUGAAACAAUGGACUUCCCAGCUGAGUCAGUCACCUUGGUUUGUGGAAAUGGGGGGUAUCAGUUGGAAACAAGAACAGAACCAGUACGUAGAAAUUGGCUGAUUGAGCUGUGCUUUGAAACAUUUGAAGCUUCCUGUAUCAUAGAUCUUUUUAAUGUUUUCUGUAACAGGAGAGUAACAUCUUUGUCGCAAUGAUAUUGAGAUAUGCGUACAUUCCCAGAGUUCAAACACAACUCGUUGACACCCGCCGAAGAAACCCUAACAAUGGAGUGGAAAGAAAUUAAUAUUGAAAUCGGAGAAGCUUGAGAUCGGUUAGAUUCUAUUAAAGACGAUGGAGUUAUUCAUUUGUAUUCUACAGGACCUAAUUCUCACGGAGGUCGAUUAUCCUAAUUAUCAACAACUUUUCAACCUAUCUAUAUUCGAAACCAGAAUUUGCUGCCCAUCUUCGACCUCAGGCAAUUGAUUCAAGAACUCGUAUGGUGUUCAAAUUGCUGAAUCAUGCUAUAUAUGAUGACUUAAAUAGCCGCAUUUAUACUGGGAAACAAGCCAGUGUUUAUCACACCACGAAACACGAUGGUCAAGAAUUUGCAGUUAAAGUAUUCAAGGAUAGGGAUCGUAAUACACAAGGGCAUUAUCAUUCCAGGCUUGGGAACUUUAAGAGCAAUUCCAGGAAAAUAGUUAAGACUUGGGCAGAAAAUGAAAUGAGGAGAGUAACAUCUUUGUCGCAAUGAUAUUGAGAUAUGCGUACAUUCCCAGAGUUCAAACACAACUCGUUGACACCCGCCGAAGAAACCCUAACAAUGGAGUGGAAAGAAAUUAAUAUUGAAAUCGGAGAAGCUUGAGAUCGGUUAGAUUCUAUUAAAGACGAUGGAGUUAUUCAUUUGUAUUCUACAGGACCUAAUUCUCACGGAGGUCGAUUAUCCUAAUUAUCAACAACUUUUCAACCUAUCUAUAUUCGAAACCAGAAUUUGCUGCCCAUCUUCGACCUCAGGCAAUUGAUUCAAGAACUCGUAUGGUGUUCAAAUUGCUGAAUCAUGCUAUAUAUGAUGACUUAAAUAGCCGCAUUUAUACUGGGAAACAAGCCAGUGUUUAUCACACCACGAAACACGAUGGUCAAGAAUUUGCAGUUAAAGUAUUCAAGGAUAGGGAUCGUAAUACACAAGGGCAUUAUCAUUCCAGGCUUGGGAACUUUAAGAGCAAUUCCAGGAAAAUAGUUAAGACUUGGGCAGAAAAUGAAAUGAGGCUAAAGGCUGCAGGGAUCAGGUGCCCAACUCCAAUAGUUUUGACUUUUGAGGCUUCAUGUCGUAGUCAUGGAAUUCAUAGGAAAAUUAGGGUCGCCUGCUCCUUGUCUUAAGGAUGCAAAUCUUUCUGAAGACAAGAUGCGGGAAUGUUAUAUACAGGUGUCUCCACAUCUCUUAAAAUUGUAGAAACAAUUUUGUUCAACAGUAAAUGACAAACCCAAGUGUAGUGAACAGAACCCAGAACAGGCGGAAAUGAGGUGGGGGGUGAUGAUGAUUCUAGUGAUUCAGGAGUAAAUCCUUACGAUACUAUGAAGGUACACAGAAAACACUCCCUGCAGACAAAAAAGCAGAGAGAAAAGAGAACAAGAAGAAAGUGAAAGAAGAGAAAAGAGAGGCUCGCAAAACUAAGACUGCGAAGUAUGUCAAGAAAAAGAAGAAUAGUGUAAAAAAAACAUCAAAACCAUGUGAUACCAUUAGGAGCUUCCUCUAUAUAAUAAGAUAGCGUAGACUCGGCUUGGAUGUUUGAUUCUGGUGAAACUCUUUUGCUUUGAAUGAGUGCAUAAUCUCCGCAAGUUCAGAAGUAAUGAAAUUGAUCCAAAUAUAUUGAAAUUUAAUUUGUUUCCGAGGAUAUACCGUAAUUUGCAUGAUCUAAAGCUGCUGCAGAAAACAAAAAAGUGUUGGAUUGAUCCGUAUACAGGAAGUGAACUUCCAGAACUGCUUUGCAUGAAUAUAUGUUAUCAAAUGUAGGAAGCAGAAACAGGAUUAUUGAAAAUUUUAAAAUGUACACUAUUUUUUCUGGUAGUAGCAAUUUGUGACAUAGGAAUAUGGUCAUUUGCAAGAGUGAAUUUUUUAGGUUUCAAUUCUUUUAUGGUGAAUCCUUGUAAGAAGAUAGUGUUUGCAAGUAAAUGGCAUUAUUUUUCUAA
This is a messenger RNA of Daucus carota subsp. sativus, 6274 nucleotides long. RefSeq names its product pentatricopeptide repeat-containing protein At5g46100. Gene Ontology annotation, molecular function: protein binding. Bases 390 to 1823 code for a protein of 477 amino acids. The record is from RefSeq and is a predicted model, not a curated record. NCBI's taxonomy places the organism in Eukaryota, Viridiplantae, Streptophyta, Magnoliopsida, Apiales, Apiaceae. The transcript has 14 exons.